Messenger RNA from Penicillium roqueforti, 777 nucleotides. RefSeq lists its product as uncharacterized. NCBI's taxonomy places the organism in Eukaryota, Fungi, Ascomycota, Eurotiomycetes, Eurotiales, Aspergillaceae. Bases 1 to 777 code for a protein of 258 amino acids. The record is from RefSeq and is a predicted model, not a curated record. The transcript has 3 exons.
AUGGAGACUGUCACCAAAUACGUCAACGCUGCUUCGACUGCCAUCUGGGGCGAGAAUGACUCCAAUAAUGCCCAACAGCACGGCGAAGAGCCCGCAUCCGGUGUGCAAGGCCAAGGACGUAUCACCGACCCCUAUGAUGGCGGCAACCGCGAUGAGCAACCCGGCGCAAUCCACUCAAACGCCAACACCGCACCCCUAAAUGCCCACCUGGACAACAAUCAAUCAAAGCCCGAGGUCACUAGCAUCACUACCCCCCAUGCCCCUAGCUCUCUCACCGCCUGCACCAGCAUCACACCCGCUCUGCCUGUCUCCGACGGCCCUACAGCAGACAGCGAAGACAAGGAAACCAAGCCCAUCUCCAGCGGAUCUAUAGCAGACAGCGAAAGCAAGGAAAAGAAGCCUGUCUCCAACGACUCAACAGAAUCCACCGGGAGCAAUGAUGACAACAGUUCUAAACAAGAACAGCGCAGCACUUCACAGGCUGAAGGUGGCGAGAGCAGCGAAGCUCCCCACACAAGCCGUACCCAUGACGUGAGCAAAGAGGCGCUCAAAGGCCCGCAGGGUCCUGCGCCGACGCCUGCUGAGGACUUCGAGAAGGAGUAUAGGGGAAAGAAGCCUGCAGCUGAAGAUGAGGAUAUUGAGACCAAUUCUCCAAGUGAAUCUAGCGGGAAGUCGCCUUUGAAGCCUGAGCGUUCUCCUGAAAACGGCGAGAAGAAUGGGAAGCUCUCAAAGGUGAAGGAGAGCGUCAAGAAGCAUCUUCAUCAUUCGAGCAAAUAA